Vigna unguiculata (cowpea) is the source of this 1187-nucleotide messenger RNA. Its product is annotated as GDSL esterase/lipase At4g26790-like. Gene Ontology annotation, molecular function: hydrolase activity, acting on ester bonds. NCBI's taxonomy places the organism in Eukaryota, Viridiplantae, Streptophyta, Magnoliopsida, Fabales, Fabaceae. The record is from RefSeq and is a predicted model, not a curated record.
CUCUAUCAUAAAUACCACUCUGGUGUCUGCACUCUGCUGCAUAAAUACUACCCUUUUGCAGCAUCAUCACUCUGAUGAGUGCAAUGGGUAGAAUGGGAAAAGGGUAUGCUCUAUGGCUCCUCUUCAUCACUCAAAUCUUCAUCUUGGUACAUUUUUCUGCAUGCAAAGUUCCUGCAGUUAUAGUUUUUGGAGACUCCUCAGUGGAUUCGGGUAACAACAACUUCAUUCCCACCGUUGCUAGGAGCAACUUUGAGCCAUAUGGAAGAGACUUCUUCAAUGGCGACCCUACUGGAAGGUUCUCCAAUGGCAGAAUCCCUCCUGAUUUUGUCUCUGAGGCCUUUGGAAUCAAGCUUUCAGUUCCUGCAUACUUGGAUCCUGCUUAUACCAUAUCAGAUUUUGCAACUGGUGUGUGCUUCGCUUCUGCAGGAACUGGUUAUGACAAUGCUACUUCAAAUGUUGCCCGUGUGAUACCUCUAUGGAAAGAAGUAGAGUACUACAAGGAGUACCAAGAGAAGUUGAGGGCACAUCUUGGUGAGGAGAAUGCUAAUGAAAUACUAAGUGAGGCAUUGUAUUUGGUUAGCAUAGGAACCAAUGAUUUCCUUGAAAACUACUAUGCCCUAACUGAAAGAAGGUGUGAGUUCCCCAGUGUUCAGGAGUAUGAGGACUUUCUCAUAGGCCUUGCUGAAAACUUCUUCACACAAAUUUAUGGCCUUGGAGCAAGGAAAAUUUCUCUCACUGGGUUACCUCCUAUGGGGUGUCUUCCACUAGAGAGAGCAAUGAACGUUUUGGAGUUCCAUAAUUGUGUGGAGGAAUACAACAAUUUGGCUUUGGAGUUCAAUGGAAAGUUGGGGUGGCUUGUGUCAAAGCUCAACAAUGACCUACCUGGCCUUCAAAUGGUAGAUGCAAAUGUCUAUGAUAUCUUCCUCCAAAUCGUUAAAAAUCCUUCUGCUUUUGGUUUUGAGGAAGCAAAAACGGGAUGUUGUGGAACAGGGAGAUUUGAGAUGGGUUUUCUAUGUGACCCAAAAUUUACAUGCCAAGAUGCAAAUAAAUAUGUAUUUUGGGAUGCAUUCCACCCCUCACAAAAAACAAGUCAAAUAAUCUCAAACUAUUUGAUAGAAAAACAUCUAGCAAUGUUUCUUUGAUUAUUGAACGACACAAGAGGAGUUUAGAUUCUGUGUGAUUUACCA